This is a messenger RNA of Actinia tenebrosa (Australian red waratah sea anemone), 1241 nucleotides long. RefSeq lists its product as uncharacterized. NCBI's taxonomy places the organism in Eukaryota, Metazoa, Cnidaria, Anthozoa, Actiniaria, Actiniidae. The record is from RefSeq and is a predicted model, not a curated record.
GGCCGAUACCCGGUCACAUGAUCCUAGUUUCACUCCCCGUCAUUUAUAUUUAUCAUCCGCCAUAUUGUUUACGUAUGAGCCCGCGCGACUUUUAAGUAACCGCAURCGCGUCUAUACCACAGGAGGACCAAUCAAUGAAAUUAUGUACCACAGGAAGACUAAUCAACAAAUUUAUAUCUGCCGUGCUCCCUUGAGCGAGCGCGAGUUUGCACWUGAAUGACAAACAUGGCGGAGGAAAUACCGAGAUUUGCACUCUUAGAAGGAACGGUAGACGACUUUAUCUAUGAACAAGAAAACAAAAACACACAAGCUAAGACCAACAGAGAUGUAAAAUUGCUUDAAGUAUUUCUUCAAUCCAAGAAAGAGCACAGGGAAGUUGAAAACAUUCCUCCAGCUGAGCUCAAUGAGUUGCUGAGCGAGUUCAUACUUACCGUUCGUACAGUAGAGGGAAARWAUUAUGAGCCAACGUCCCUCCGAGGCAUGAUUGCUAGCUUUGAAAGAUUUUUAAAGCGCAAAAACUACCAAGUCAGUAUUAUCAACGAUUUGGCAUUUGAAAAAACCCGUAARACCCUGCAGUCUAAGCAAAAAGAGCUAAAGAAACGAGGCAAAGGUAAUAAGCCAAAUGCAUCAGGGGCAUUGACAGAAGAUGAGAUGAAAGUCCUMUAUGAAAAAGGUCUCCUUGGAAUUYCAAGUCCUGAGGCGCUUCUUAACUCUCUUUGGCUGAAAAAUACUCUUCAUUUCGGACUUCGUGGGAUUCAGGAACAUCACAGUAUGUGCUGGGGCGAUGUGACUUUGAACAAAACAGCGGGUGGCGUCGAGUAYCUAGAAUACAACGAAAGGCAAACGAAAACACGUACCGGCGCAAACGCAACUGAUGUCAGGCCGUUUCCACCAAAAAUGUUCGCCACGGAUGRCAGUGAAAAAGAUCCCGUCAAAGUUUACAAACUGUUUGCACAGAAAAGGACCGGUAAUACGAAAGAACGAGACWGUCCUUUUUAUUUGGCCGUAAAUAACGUUAAARUCAGAAGCGCUUCCUCAAGCAAACUUUGGUUCAAAAGCAACAAGGUGGGUGUAAACUGGGCGGGUUGAUGAAAGAGAUGGCAGAAAAAGCUGGCAUAGAAAAUCCUAAACUUAGAAAUCAUAGUGGAAGAAAAACUAUGGUUCAAACAUUAAGCGACAACGGAGUUCCACCGGCCCAUAUAGCACAGCUUUCCGGCCACAGAAAUCUAAAAAGUAUAGAA